This is a messenger RNA of Fonsecaea nubica, 1926 nucleotides long. RefSeq lists its product as hypothetical. The transcript has 3 exons. NCBI's taxonomy places the organism in Eukaryota, Fungi, Ascomycota, Eurotiomycetes, Chaetothyriales, Herpotrichiellaceae. The coding region runs from base 1 to 1926 and encodes 641 amino acids. The record is from RefSeq and is a predicted model, not a curated record.
AUGGCAGAGGCUGUUGUCGGGCUCGCAGGAAGCGUCGUCACGCUUGGCAGCUGCAUAGCGGCUCUGAAAGGAUUUUCAGAUGUUUGCAGAAAUGCCAGGAAAACGUUGGGAAUAUACCAGACAACGCUCAAGAGUAUAAAGAUGUCAAUUGAUCUCUUGGACUCCCUGACGUCGCGGACCGGACUGAAAUCUCUUUUGACCAUGACGGUAGACGGCAAAGAAGUGAAACUUGUCGAGUUCUUUUCAAGCAAUAUGAAUAUUGUACUCGAGGAUCUGAAGAAACUGAUCAACAACUUCACAGCGGCACAACGAUCGACAGACCUCGGGUACAUUCGAAGAGUGAUUGCGACGUUCAGGAAAGGUCGCCGUGCCUUGAGCCUUUUCGUGAACGAGGCUCAUAUCAAGAACCUGAUCCAAGCAGCAAAGAAUUUCGAAUCAUCGUUGCAAUUGGGGCUAUCAAUAGUACUAUGUGCGCAACACGACAUCAGACUGUUGAACAGACCAUACAGAGAUACAUUGUCUCGUUUCACGAGCGGCAGAGCGAUUGCCAACGCCCUACGACCGAGGCAGUAUUUCUUAGGGAGUCUCCCGAGGUUGGUAAAGACGAAAGACAACCAGAACUUUGAUGUUGACGCAUUCCAGGAUACAUUACCAGAGGCUGAUGCAAGCAUCUCAAUAGAGACCGAAGUUGAACUACAAGAUGGAUCAGAAGCAGAUCUACAUGUCGGCCAACAAGCAGGAUCCAGCGUAAGACCUGGUGCUCAAGAGAUUGAGGAAGACUCGGGUUCACAACAAAACGUUGUCAUCAUCCACAACAACGGAGCCGUCGACAUGGUUAACCACUUUCACCGCCGGAGCCAAGCUGCAAUUCAUGAAAAUGUCGACUCUUCACUUCACCAUGGAUCUGGAGAGACACCAGACAACGUUCUAGACGAGACUAACGGUCAGUCCGGAGCCGAGGAUUAUGUUUUUUCAGAUUCGGAAGAGUCGACAGUGUCAACAGACAACAAUACUUUUUUUGGACGUUCGCGUACCAUGAUCCACGAUAGCACGCUACUCAAUAUUCGACGACAAGGAACUGUUUUCAUUGACCGAGCUGUCGCCAUAGCAGAGUGCAGAUCACAUGGAUCGGAAGGCUUCCAUUUCUGCGCGAAGACCAUGAUGCUGGACGAAGAUGGCGCACCAACCCUUAUUCUCAAAGCGCCGUGCCAAAUCAACCAAGACUGCGAACAUUGUUCCGUGCAUACCAUGAUAGCUGUUGAUCUCCAUCAAGAUUUGCCCCUUGCACUUCAAGUUCUUCUAGAGCAGCAAAGGCCACUACACACUUCUGAUGACAGCACCACUUCAGAUGGGGAUUACCUCGAAUGUACCGUUGUUCGCAGUACAGCCAGACCAGAAUCACACACCUUGGUGUUUCAGGAGGGGAUCUAUGGAGAGCAGUAUGCAGUGCGGACAACUUUCACGCUCUCUUCCAGUCCCCAGGUUUCCGAAAUUGAUUCAAGUGGUACCAACCGGGAUGCCAACAGUAAUAUUGACAAUGAUACUGAGAGCACUGUAACGAAUGAUACGACCACGAACGGUCUCUCUCCAUCAGAGACCGAAUCAAUCUACGGCGAGGGAGAAGAUGAUACCAGCAUCGACGGCGGUGUGGACGGUGACGAACUUGAACAGACGGCCGGAACCGACAACGACGUCGGCGAGAACGAGGAUAGAUCCAUGUUUUCUGAUUUCAGCAGCAUGCCGUGCUUCUUUUGCGCAAAGGAUGCUCUUCGACCUAGACUCAACGGUCUGGGAGUUCAAUCUCUCCUGGUCUUCGAAAACAGAUCCUUCGGCUACGCCUGCCAUCGAUGCAACAACAGGACGUGGGUAUCUGGUGCGAAAUUCGGACUGUCGGUGCCCGGCGCCGCGUGGGAAUGGUGGACUUGA